Messenger RNA from Penaeus vannamei (Pacific white shrimp), 330 nucleotides. The record is from RefSeq and is a predicted model, not a curated record. NCBI's taxonomy places the organism in Eukaryota, Metazoa, Arthropoda, Malacostraca, Decapoda, Penaeidae.
AUGACGCCCACACUCCCCUCUUCGCGCCCUUUCGCCUCCGAGGCCGCCCACAUUCGGCCGUGGCAUCGAGUAGCCUCAUCAGACCACGCCCACGCUCGUCACACUACAUCUUCACACCAUAAUGACUGGGAUAAUAUGUAUAACAAGGAUGAUGGCAAGGGUGAUAAAGAUUAUAACGACAACGAAGAUAAAGAUUAUAACGACAACGAAGAUAAAGAUUAUAACGACAACGAAGAUAAAGAUUAUAACGACAACGAAGAUAAAGAUUAUAACGACAACGAAGAUAAAGAUUAUAACGACAACGAAGAUAAAGAUCAUAACGACAAUUAA